UUUUGUGAGAGAGAGCGUGUGAGAGGACUGGGAGCGCGCUUGAAGGAAACGGGGAAAAUUUCGCUGAGUAACUCCGCAAACUUUGCGACUGUUCGUUAAGUAAAGAGAAAACUUUCAGUCUCGCGUUUCUAUCUUCAUUAUCUACACGUAAAGCGGAGCUUUAUCCAAGGCAAACGGUUGUGUGUAAGGAGUUUAUGCGCAAGAGGACAGAAUGACCACUGGAUCUUUGUGCAGAUUGUGUGCAGUUUUCUGUUGUGUGUUGACUGUGCUGCCAGCAACCACAGCUGAUACAGCAGAGAAGCAGGUGACUGGACGGCGGUCUCGUCAGGCAGAGGAGGAGGGGCUUGAAGGAGUGUGGGGUCCAUGGAGUGAGUGGGUGGAGUGUUCUCAGACUUGUGGUGUGGGUGUGUCCGAGAGGAGGAGACACUGCAUGCCACCCACCCCCCUUGUGUGGAACAGACCUGCUUACCCAGGUGUCAUCUCAGCUGUCAGACCCUACUACAACUCUUUGUAUCCUAAUGAGCCCCCUCCAUAUGGGGCGGGGGUUGCUGAGCAGCCUCCAUUUUUUUCUCCACCUAACCCAGCCAAUCAGAAUCCUACAUUACCCCUCUACCGAAAUGAAGCUGGUGGUGCCGGGCCAGCACAGUUUGACCCAUCCAGUCAGGAGCCAGUUUCAGUUUACCGCUCGCCUUCAUUUCCUGCCUCAUCUUCAUCAUCUUCUUCUCUUCCGUAUGGAAGAAUUCCUGGACGGACAUCUAGUCAAGGUGCGGGACGAAGUGUGGGCAGCGGCAGCAGGAGGUCUAGUUCUUCUAUUCGCCCCGGACAGUUUGGUUAUGGCAGGGUCCCUUUCUCGCUCCCCCUGCACAGACAAAACCGUCACGUGCGCCACACGCGCCACCACAACGGCACCACCACAGAUAGUCCUGAUGUUCUAGACGUAGAUCCCAACACACGGGAAGACAAAACAGAGGAAGAUGCAGAAGCAAGCAUUACAGACGUUACCAAGAUUAACAAAGAAGAAAAAGAGAAGUGGAAAAGAGAAAAAGACAGGGAAGAAAGAGAGACACAAGCCGUUACUGUGACUACAGAGAGGGGUGAUGAUGCAGCAGAAAGACCAAGUGAUGCAGAGACGCCCAGACGACUGGAAAGAAUGAGGGGACGAGAUAGAGUCGCCCAUUUCCAAUCUUUGACCCAGAGACAAAGCCAUACGCAUGUGGCCCGUGACAGACGCGUCGACAGCCGGGCUUCUCGCCAAGUCCCGCACUCCUACUCACACACUAUCCAUAGAGCACAAACUCCCAGAGAGCCUUCCUCGUACAGCCUGCCUCUACCCCACAUCCAAACUCCCACAAACUCCAACCCUGAACCCUGGGUCCUGCAAAACGGUUCUCAGCCACCCAGAAACGAGGCCGAGAGGGGAUUGGGACAUCCAGCGCACAGUUACAAAUGCUCUGGGAAGGACAGAGAAUACCGCAGGUGCAGCUUACAGGCAUGUCCAGGUGCUCCAGUGAACCCCCGGGCUGAGCAGUGUGCAGCAUUUAACAGACAGGAGUUUAUGGGACGUGUGUAUGACUGGGAGCCUUUCACAGAAGUGGGCCUCGAGCAACAGUGUGAGUUGACCUGUCGACCCGUCCGCUACCGUUUCUACGUCCGCCAGGCGGAGAGGGUACGAGAUGGAACUCCGUGUGCAAACAACACACCCAAUGAUGUGUGUGUGGGAGGCCGCUGUCUGAGCGAGGGUUGUGAUGGUGUGUUAGGUUCAGGGUUGCUUCGGGAUCGCUGUGGUGUGUGUGGAGGUGAGGAGGGAACCUGCGAGAGGGUCUCAGGAAGUUUUAUGAACACGAGCGUUCCACUGGGUUACCACAAAAUCUUGGAUAUCCCACCCAGAGCCACGGCUAUCAACAUCACUGAGAGACGAGCCAGCCCCAACUACCUGGCCCUGCGCAGUGGAACGGGUCAGUCUGUUGUGAACGGACGGUGGGCAGUCGAUCCGCCAGGCGAGUAUCAGGCCGGGGGGACCACCUUCCUUUACAGUCGCCCGAAAACUGUUCCUCAGGAGCAGGGGGAAGAGAAAGGAGAGUCUCUCACUGCACCUGGACCCACGACAGCCCAACUGCAGUUAUACAUUAUUUUCCACAGGCAGAAUCCAGGCAUAGACUAUGAAUAUUACAUCCCAGUGGAGAAACCGAGAGAUGGAGAGAGAGAAGUACACAGAGAAAAGGACCAAGGAAGAGGGGCACUCAGAGAAAUCAGUGCUGUUGAGAACCCUGCUGGUUUUUCUCCUGUUUCCUCUUCAACGCAGUUUUCUUUCUCUUCCUCAUCAUCUUCCUCCACAUCUGAUCGAUGGCCGGCAGAGAGGCCCCGCCCACCAGGCACAGGAUCCAAUCGUAACGCCCGGAUCCCUCCCCGCACAGACCUCCCAUUGGACAAUCAGCCUCCGUUCGUGUGGCGCAGAGGUGCUCUGUCAGAAUGUUCAGCCACCUGCGGCAAAGGCUCCCAAUAUAGAGAGAUUGUGUGUGUGAACAGACACACAAAUCAAGAAGUCCACGACAGAAGGUGUGACUCCGCAGCCAAACCUGCCCCAGAAGAGGAACCAUGCAACAUCCAUCCAUGCCCACCAUUCUGGGACAUGGGGCCAUGGUCAGAAUGCAGUGUCUCGUGCGGCAGGGGCGUGCAGCAGCGGCACAUACAGUGCAGGCAGAGUUUCGGGAAUCGCUCUACAAUGGUUCAUCCUCAGCGAUGUGCUAGUCUCACCAGGCCCAACUCCACUCAGUCCUGCAACCUGCGAGUCUGCUCCCACUGGGAGAUCAGCACCAACUGGAGCACGUGCUCAGUGGAUUGUGGAGUGGGAAAGAGAACCAGGAGCGUACGCUGUGUCAGUGAUCAUGGAAGUGAUGUCAGUGAGAGGGAGUGCAAUGACAGGCUCCGCCCACAACAAUCGGAAGACUGUCAAAUGGGACCCUGUGUCUCAAACUGGUACUUCACGGAUUGGACAAACGCUUGUUCUGCAUCAUGCGGUCCAGGUGUCCAGCGGAGAGAUGUGGUGUGUUUGUCUAGAGGAGGGAGGAGAGAAGGAGAUGGAGGAGGAGAUUGUGUGGAGGACAAACCGGCCGAUAUGAAGGCCUGUAACGGGGGUCCCUGCACACCCACCAACCUUUGGUACACCGGACAGUGGGGACAGUGCAAUGCUGCGUGUGGGAAUGGAACCCAGCGCAGGGACGUCAUCUGCGUAAAAAAGACAGGAAGUGACUUCACAGUGACCAGUGCCAGAGAGUGUUUACACCUGGAGAAACCGUCCCCAAUUCAGCCGUGUGAACUACAGCCCUGCAAACCGCAGUGGUUCACAACCGAAUGGACCUCGUGUUCUCAAUCCUGCGGCGAUGGCAUGCAGACUCGUGAGGUACGCUGUCUGACUGUGGACAAACAGCAAAGCUCAGCCUGCAACCUCGAAUCCAAACCUGCACACGAACAAUCUUGCAACACAAUACCCUGCAGCCCCUUUGAAGAUGAGAACUGUAAAGACAGACGACAUAAUUGUGUAACUGUGGUUCAGGCUCGACUUUGCGUCUACUCUUAUUACAAGACCGCCUGCUGCGCUUCCUGUACACAGAGUGCCCAGCGGGCCAAAAGACAAUGACACUACAAGGGUUAAAGGUCAAACAGAUGUCGACCUAGCGCUUACUGAGAUUAACUACAGGCCAAUCAGAGCCUAAACCUAAGCCAAUCAGUGAUUCGUUUGUAGAAAACAUAAAAAAAUUGCCAAUCAGAGCCUACAUCAAAUCUAAAUGGAAUGAACUGAGAUUAGAUCUGGAACCCUUUAAAACGAAAGUUCAAAACAUGGGUUCAUUAGGAACGACUUCAUCGAGAUCUCUGCACAACAGUAGCUUUAUUACCAGUGAUGAAGAUUCACCAGUGCUUGGACUGUUUAGUACACUAUACUAUCAGUGAGGAUGCCAAACACCUUUAACUAAACAAAUGCACUGAUGUCACAGGUCCAUUUUCUGGACACUUAUAUGAAGAUAAUAAUAAUCUCUUUGUCACACACAUGUCACAUGAAGUGUUUCACAAGAUAAUCGACAGAAUUUAAAGAAAUAUCACGGGUAUUUUGUUUAAUAAGCAGGAACCCAAAAAAAAAAUUCUGUCACUCACCUUUGACUUGUUCCAAAUCUUUAUUAAUUUCUUUGUUCUGUUUAACGCAGAGAGACAUUUGGAAGAAUGCAUAUAACCAAAGAGAUAUUGCCCCUCAUUGAGUCCCAUAUACAAUGGUAGUCGGAAGUGCCCCAGGACUGUUUGCUGUCCUACAUUCUUCAAAAUGUCUUUUGUGUUCAAUGUGUGGGACUCAAUGGGGUGCAAUAUCUGUUUGGUUAGAAGCAUUAUUCCAAAUAUCUUUCUCUGUAUUCAUCAGAACAAAGACAUGUUUACAGAUUUUGAACAACUCGAUGAUGAGCAAAUGAUGACACAAAUUUAUUUUUGGGUGAACUAUCCCUUUAAGAAUACCAGAUUCUACAAACAUAUACACUUUUGCUGCCAUCAAGUCAUGUCAGAAUGAUUAUUUGCGAGAUAAACACACAAGAAUGUCGCAAACAAAACUUGACUCAAUCUGAGUUGGGGGUGUGGCAAUCUUGUGCAAAGAAAGGUUUUCCUGUAAAUUAACUGUCAAUAUUUUUUAUAAAUAUUUGAAAAUAUAUAAAAUAAUACAUUUCAAUAUUACAAUAUAAUGAAUAUAAGGAAUUUUGCUUUUCAUAUAUUAAAAAUAAGCACUUGGUUCCAAUAUAUGGAAAUGUAUUAUUUAAUAUAUUGCAUAACGUUUUCUAGUAUAUUACCAUUUAUUAUGGUUUCGUGAGGGCAAUUAAAGAAUCUUGGAGGAAGCAAAUUGCUAUUGCUGAGUUUUAGUUGUGAAUGUUGCGUGUAUUUAUUUUGUACAUAUUUUUUGUACUGUUGAUGAAGAAUAGAGAUAAAAUUUGCCCACGAUUCUCUGUGGCAGCAAGAGAUUGAUAAGCAAACACGCAUGUACCUACACAUGCUUUAUUCUUCAUUGUGUUGCCCAAAGUGCCCUUUUUUUUUUUUUGAGAAAACAUAAAAUUGCCCAAUUCGUCCAUCUGUUUUGACCUAAAGAACCACAUCUAUGUUAUGAUUUUGUUUUUAAUUGCCAAGAGGAUUUGAAGGCAGCAGUAGAAUAACCCCCCCCCCCCAAAGCACUCACUUUGGCUUAGACCCUAAUUUGUAUUAUACACAAAUAUUAAAAGUCCUACAAUAUUAUCAUAAUACAGUAUACAUGUGCUCAUAGCUGUCUGAAUGUAUGACCCACAACUGUUCUAAAUGUUUUACAUAUGAUAUAAAGAGUUAAUAUCUGAUUCUUUCUUCCUUUACAUAAUGAACUUCCGGUCAGUUUGGUCAGAAUGUAUCAGUCAUUUAAUACUUCAUAUAUGCUCCAGGUUUUUUCAUUAGUUGCCCACAAUAUAAAUUCAGAAAUGGGUAUUAUUGAACACUCCGAAGCCAUACCAGUUUUAAUAUUACUAUCAUGAGAUUUAAGACUUUGUUUUUUCUGUGCAUUCCCUGUUUUUAACAUGUCAUCACAAGCCCUGCUUUUGUUGAAUGAUUUUUAGUUACGAUACUGGUGCUUUGUAUGUUAAUCAUGUUAGGAUAUAAUGUUACAUAUAAAGCGUCAUUUUACAGCCAAAACAACAUACAGUUUAGGAUUGUCCAUCAGGAUCAACUUCGGGUUCUUACGUAUGAAACAUGUGAACUUCUGUUACCAGCCCAUAGCUAUAACCACUAGGUUUCCCCAACCUCUUAUACAAAUGAGCAAUUGAAAUAAGCAGAAUGCAUAGAUAAAUCAUGCAGAAGGGGUGGGUUUCUUUUUCAGUAAAACGUCAAAAUUGGUUUGUGUAUUUGUUUGUGUGUGUGUGUGUGUGUACGUGCGUGUAUAUAUGUUUGUUGUGCCUGAGAAUUUAUGUAUAUAUUCUGUUUGUAUAGCAUCACAUACAUUUAAUCCAUUAGCAGAUACACUAUGUAAGACUAGAAAGAAUUUUAUAUAUAAAACAUUGUUAUUUAUCUAUAAUAAAAAACAUAUAAUUUAUUUGUUUUCUUAAAUGGAGCAGUUACUGUGUUCAAAAUCAACUCAUGGUAAAAAUUUCUUAUUGCUUUGUUAUGAAAAAUGUGUGAAUUUUACCACAAUUAUUAUUCAUAAUAAACAAUCCUCAAAUCAGA
This is a messenger RNA of Triplophysa dalaica, 6210 nucleotides long. It is a transcript of the gene adamtsl4, whose product is annotated as ADAMTS-like 4. Gene Ontology annotation, cellular component: extracellular matrix. The record is from RefSeq and is a predicted model, not a curated record. NCBI's taxonomy places the organism in Eukaryota, Metazoa, Chordata, Actinopteri, Cypriniformes, Nemacheilidae. Gene Ontology annotation, molecular function: metalloendopeptidase activity. Gene Ontology annotation, biological process: extracellular matrix organization.